Syzygium oleosum is the source of this 1293-nucleotide messenger RNA. Its product is annotated as U2 small nuclear ribonucleoprotein A'. Lineage: Eukaryota; Viridiplantae; Streptophyta; Magnoliopsida; Myrtales; Myrtaceae. The record is from RefSeq and is a predicted model, not a curated record. Gene Ontology annotation, biological process: mRNA splicing, via spliceosome. The coding region runs from base 180 to 1043 and encodes 287 amino acids. The transcript is spliced from 8 exons. Gene Ontology annotation, molecular function: protein binding; U2 snRNA binding.
CCCUCCGUUGCUGCUGCUGCUGCUGCUGCUUCGAGCUUCAGCUUCUUCGAGCGCCUUCACUUCCUCCUUUCUUCUUCGCGGCAGUAGGAAUUCGUGGGGGGAGGAGGAGGAGGAGGAGGAGAAGUAGCUGCUGCUGCUGCAAGUCGAGCUCGAGGAAGCCACGCCGGGCAGAGCGAAGGAUGGUGAGGCUGACCGCGGACCUGAUCUGGAAGAGCCCCCACUUCUUCAACGCCAUCAAGGAGCGGGAGCUCGACCUUCGAGGUAACAAGAUUGCGGUGAUCGAGAACUUGGGGGCCACUGAGGACCAAUUUGACACUAUUGAUUUGUCCGACAAUGAGAUCGUUAAGCUGGAAAACUUUCCAUACCUUAACCGGCUGGGUACUUUGCUUAUAAAUAACAAUAGAAUUACUCGCAUCAACCCUAAUAUUGGAGAGUUCUUACCGAAGUUGCACACGCUGGUUCUUACAAACAACAGAUUGGUCAACUUGGUUGAGAUUGAUCCUCUUACAUCUCUUCCAAGGCUCCAAUAUCUUAGUUUGUUGGAUAAUAAUGUCACAAAGAAACCCAAUUAUAGGUUGUAUGUGAUUCACAAACUAAAAUCGCUUCGGGUGCUGGAUUUCAGGAAAGUAAAAAGCAAGGAGAGAUUAGAAGCAGAACAGCUAUUUUCAUCUAAAGAAGUUGAAGAGGAAGCUAAAAAGGAAUCGACAAAGACGUUUUCACCAGGAGAGGUUCAAAAGGUUUUGGAACCCAUUGAAGAACCGCAGGCUCCCAAAGUUGUUGCCCCUACACCGGAGCAAAUUAUUGCUAUAAAGGCGGCCAUAGUGAAUUCACAGACUCUUGAAGAGGUUGCCAGACUUGAAAAGGCUCUGAAGUCGGGUCAGCUUCCAGUGGAUCUGAAAAUACCAGAGGUCGUUACUGGGGCUGGUAGUGUCAAAGAAAGAGAUGAAGAAAUGAGUUCUACUAAUCAAGAUGAAGCAGAUGUUGAACAGAAGAAUGUAGAGGAGCAAACAAACGAUGAACCUGCGCCCAUGGAACAGGAAUAAGAGGUUCCAAGCAGUUGGUUUGUCGGACAGUUCUUGGUCAUCAGCCUUGGGAUGGAAAGAGCCAGUAUUAAGGGAGAGUACUGGAUGUUGUGCAUGUAUAAUUAUGCCAGGGGUGAACAUGUUUUCCCUUUUCAUCUGUUGGUUAGACCUGAAUCUAAUUUGUACUUUUAUAUCUCUCAUAGUUUGCCAGUAGGAUGAAUCCUCCCUGUCCUCUACUAGAUAUUCACCUCUAUAGAGCCAUUUUCUGGUA